AUGAACGGCACCCAACAAGCUUCGGAGCCGCUUGCGCAACAGCCUCUGCAGCCCGCGGCUGCCAACGUCAACGCCAAUGCCAGCGCGAAUGCCAAUGGCAACUCGACGGUCGCCAAGAAGCGCAAGAAGGAGGGCUUGAAGCCCAUCAUCACCACCGAAACUCCUCAAACCCACCAAUUGUCUGCUGCCAUGCAGAACUCGCCUACUUCGACUUCGUCUGGCGACGACCCCGCCGAGAACACGGCCGACGAGGAAGAUUCCGAGGACUACUGCAAGGGCGGCUACCACCCCGUCCAGAUUGGCGAAAAGUUCAAGGACGGCAAAUACACAGUCGUGCGAAAGCUUGGAUGGGGUCACUUUUCCACCGUCUGGCUGUCCAGAGACAACACCUCUGGAAAGCACGUCGCUCUGAAAGUCGUCCGCUCUGCUGCCCACUACACCGAAACCGCUAUUGACGAAAUCAAACUCCUCAACAAGAUUGUCCAGGCCAAGCCCGACCACCCUGGCCGCAAACAUGUAGUCAGCCUCCUGGACUCUUUCGAACACAAGGGCCCCAACGGCACACACGUCUGCAUGGUUUUUGAGGUAUUGGGCGAGAACCUGUUGGGCCUAAUUAAGAAAUGGAACCACCGCGGCAUCCCCAUGCCCCUGGUCAAGCAGAUCACAAAGCAGGUUUUGCUGGGCCUCGACUAUCUCCACCGCGAAUGCGGCAUCAUUCACACCGACUUGAAGCCCGAGAAUGUCCUCAUCGAGAUUGGCGACGUCGAACAAAUCGUCAAAAAGGUCGUCAAGAGCGAGCCUAGCGACAAGGAAAACAACAGAAACGGCCGCAGGAGGAGACGGACUCUCAUCACGGGCAGUCAGCCGUUGCCCUCCCCCCUCAAUGCCAGCUUCAACCACAACAAUCUCUUCCCCUCCACGAACUCUCACACGAGCCUCGGUCAAAUGUUGCACGAAGGCAAAGGAUCCAAUGACUCUUCUCCCAAGCGCGACGCUGACCAGAAGACGCGCGAAAAGACGGCCGACCUCCUCACAAAAGAAGUUUCGGGUAUCUCCCUCGAUAAGACGAGCAGCUCACCAUCUUCCGGCGAGAAGCGCAAGGCCGAAGAUGCCCACGCUUUCGACAUCAUCAGCGUCAAGAUUGCGGACUUGGGUAACGCCUGCUGGACCAACCACCACUUUACCAACGAUAUCCAGACCAGGCAGUACAGGUCGCCGGAAGUUAUACUUGGGGCGAAAUGGGGCGCAAGUACUGAUGUGUGGAGUAUGGCGGCGAUGGUUUUUGAGUUGAUCACUGGUGACUACCUGUUCGACCCCCAAUCGGGAACCAAGUACGGCAAGGACGACGAUCACAUUGCGCAGAUCAUUGAGCUGCUGGGGCCUUUCCCCAAGUCGCUCUGUUUGUCUGGCAAGUGGUCACAAGAGAUCUUCAACCGCAAAGGCGAGUUGCGUAACAUUCAUCGCUUGCGACACUGGGCCUUGCCAGAUGUCCUGCGCGAGAAAUAUCACUUCAAGGAGGACGAGGCAAAGCGCAUUGCUGAUUUCCUGACUCCGAUGCUUGAGCUUGUCCCAGAGAAACGUGCCAACGCUGGUGGCAUGGCAGGACAUUUGUGGCUCGACGACACUCCCGGCAUGAAAGGCGUCCGAAUCAACGGACUAGAGGUGGGCAGCCGGGGAGAUGGCAUUGAUGGGUGGGCGACAGAGGUGCGGAAACGGUAG
Messenger RNA from Colletotrichum siamense, 1719 nucleotides. RefSeq names its product Protein kinase dsk1 (gene dsk1). Bases 1 to 1719 code for a protein of 572 amino acids. Gene Ontology annotation, molecular function: protein kinase activity; ATP binding. The record is from RefSeq and is a predicted model, not a curated record. The transcript has 5 exons. NCBI's taxonomy places the organism in Eukaryota, Fungi, Ascomycota, Sordariomycetes, Glomerellales, Glomerellaceae. Gene Ontology annotation, biological process: spliceosomal complex assembly; protein phosphorylation; regulation of mRNA processing.